UUGCAUAAACCAGGUCUAGUAUAAAGUGCUCAAUGAUCAGGUCCAGAAUGUGCUGCUCCAAAAACCAACUAUCCCAAAAACAACUCAUCAACUCAUCACCUAGGCUACCUUUGCUCACCUGACUUUUCAAAUUUUAUUCAGCUGGAAUUGCAGUGAUAAUUUGCAUUGAUGUAGUUUGCUUAAUGUAGCAAAAUACUUCAAUCUACACAAAAAAAAAGUUGGGCUUAUAGUGCCCAGAGCUCUUGAGGGAAUGGAAUCAAACCUGGCAGAGAGGACCAUCGCUGUAUCAGGCUUUCCUGAAGACGUUCUUCCCAUUAAUGUGAUGAUUGACAAACUCACCAUUCAUUUUUUGAGGCCAAAGAAUGGUGGUGGAGAGGUGGAAUUUGUCUCCUAUCCUACCAGUGACCCUGGUAUUGCUUAUAUCAUCUUUGAAAAGGAGGAAGUUGUGAACAGUGUGCUAAGAAAGAAGGAGCAAGUGCUAGAAGACAAACAGCUCCCAAAGAAAUAUCCAUUGCAAGUUUCACAGAGUUAUAUUUUUACCAAGGUCUCAGUUGAUUUGGACUUGUCAAUAUUUGGUGAGACAACCAACAUAGUAAGAGAGCUUGAAAGCAGGAAUAAAAGCUUGCAGUUUUCUGCAUGCCCUGAUGGAAGAUUCCGUGUUGCGGGUUCCUUCUCAGCAAUGAAAGACUUGAGGAAAGAUGUGCAGAGAAGAAUAAAUGACUUUCAAAUAUUUCAUCUCCCGAGUUCAGUGUCGAAAUCUGGAGUAAAUACCUCUGAAAGAAAGCUCACAAGGUGUGCGUCUGAGGGUGAAACCAAGCAGCAAAAGCCUGCAGCUGAACUGAGUGACAGAGUCAACGAUGUCUUGUGUCCUAAUGUACUUGAGAAUGAAACAACAGUUAUUCUUGAUGCAGAUAUUUUUGCGUACAUUAAUGCGUUUUACAAAGAUCAGUGCAAGAUCAUGCUUUGUAAACAUAAUGCAAAAGUGGAGGUGGUAAAUUUUGAUGGCAUAACUAUUCUCCAGCUGGUAAAAGCUAGUGACCAGUGUGAACAAUCGCAACUGAUGAUGGCUAAAUUUGCAAUGGAGAGUUUAGUGAGCCAAAUGCAGCAGACGUUGCUCAGUGAGAAAAUUAGAUUAGAUGGAGGCAGUGGGCCAGAAAAAAUGCUGGAGGCAUGCAGGCAAACUAUGCAAAGCUUCCCUGAGGUUUUAGUUUGCUUUACUGAUGAGUACGUAUCCCUCAUAGGCAAUUCUCACCAUUGCAGUCAGUUCAAGAAAGAAGUGAAUGAGAAAGUGAAGGCCAUGCAGUCAAAGUCCAAUGUGGUGUUCAGUGGGCAUUCGAGUAUUCCAAGUGCAUCUGGACACCCACAUCAUUUUGGGGCGGGCUUAGAUUCAAGUGCUGCGCGUGGAAAGUAUGUAUCUAAUACCGGUGCGAGCAGCCUAAAACAGAACUGUGAUUCUGGUCAAUAUACAAGUAGUCAUGCUGAUCGUUCACAAACUGGUUAUAGAAACUUUGAUACUAAUGGGAAGUUGGGAAGUUUUCAUUGUGGUGGAGGUGCAUUACACAGUGGACCAUCUUCUUUGCCAGCAUCAUUCAGUAUGGCCUCAAGCACCAAACAGCAUAGCAAGUUGGAAAAUGCUUCAAAGAUCUCCAAGCAAUAGGCUGAAUCGUUCUUGUGAUUGAAUAACGUUUAUUUGUUCCUUCUGUGUGGCAUAGUCUUUAUUCAGUAACUGCAAGAAAACGGUUUAGUAAUUCAUUUAUAACUGGUACUGAAUGGCCUGUGUGUACCCUGGUGCUACCUCCAUGGGUCCUGCAAAGUAUGGCCCUAACUGGAUCAGGGGUGCUGAUGAUAUAAAGUGUAACAAAAAGCUGUGCUGCUCGUGGAAGGCCGAUUAAUCAUCUGCAUAGAGUUGUACAGCAUCCGUAUGAAUGAACUGUUAACCAGGUUUUAAUGCAGUUACCAUCUCUGAUAUUGCCAAUACAUACUGUGUGUAAAAUAGGUUUCACUAUAGAGGUCAGAAAGGAUGCAUUGUGAUUCAAUGAACUGGGGACUGAUUCGGUUAUAUGAUCUUAAAUUGAAAUUCUCGGAGUGUGAAUUGUUUUUGCAAUCUGCACUUUAGAAAUGCGUUGUACAUGCUGCUGAUUAUUUAUGAUCUCCGAAAGCUUGCUAAUAAUCUUGCCGCUUUUUGAAUGUUUGACUUUUCUUUUGUUUGGCAUCCGAUGGUAACACUAACACACAUUUUGUACAUGUUAAAACCCAUAAACAGCAGCUAAACAGUUCUUCUGAUUAAGUAAUUAUUUUGAGGUUUAAAUUUACACAUUAAAACCAGUGACAAUACAUUGUUGGGUCUCUUGUAUGGGAUAUAGUAGUGUGCUUGCUUUGUGCUAAGUACUGUAUUUUCAGAGAGGAAAAGAUUUUUAUUUCUAUAAAUGCAUUAAAUUAUUUCAUGUAAUAUUCUCUGCACAUAAUAUAACCAUAUUUUUAAAAAACCUGAAAAUCAAAAAUCAAUGUACAAUAAAUAUUCCAUGCAGUAAGAUGUCUCAAAAGUGCUUCACAUAUGUGUUUUCAAAUAAAAUUUGAUGCAAAACCACAUUGGGCAGAUGACCAAAAGCUUGGCUAGAAAGCUAAGUUUCAAGGACCAUCUUAAAAGAGGAAAUCACAAUAGAGGGAUGGCGUGUUUGAAAGAUGGAAUUACUCAGGAUCAUGGCAGCUGAAGUAAUAGAACAUAAGGAAUAAAAACAGAAGUUACUGGAAGAGCUCAGCAGGUCUGACAGCAUCUGCGAAGAAAAAAAAUCAGAGUUAAUGUUUCAGGUCUGGUGAUCCUUCCUCAGAAUGAGUAGAACAUUAGGGAUGUUCUAUUGGAGGAGUAGAGAGAUCUUGGAGUGUUGCAGAUUGGACGAGAUUACAGAGAUCAGGAAGGUGAAGCUACUGUGAGGACUUGAAAGCAAGGGUGAGAUUUUCAAAGCUGGGGUGUUGGUUGCUGGUUGAACAGGUAGGUCGGUGAAACAUGGGUGAUGAGUGAUGGGGGUGGGGGAGGCAGUUGGUCAUCCAAGUUUUGAAUAACCUGAAGUUUUAAGUGUGUAGAGUUUUGGAUGCUAAAGCUGCAAACUAGUUCAGUCUUGGACAGUUUGUAGGAGAAAUGGAGUCAAUGGCUGGAAAGCAGCAUGUGAAAUGGGAAUGGAGAACAAUGGGGUUGGUCUUCUCAAUAUGUAAGUGGAGUAAAUUUCUGUUUAUUCACUUUUUGGUGGGUGAGGCAAUCUUGAUGACUUUGAGAUAGUAGCCGGGUUAAGUAACUAUGGUGAGGUAAAACUCAAUCCUGCUGCAUCAUUCAGUAUAACUGUCAUUGAUCCUUUAUCUCAAUGCGGUAUUCCUACUUUCUCCUAUACACCUUGAUGCCUUUAGUAUCUUAAAAAAUAUCUCUUUCUUGAAUAUAUUCAGUCGUUUGGCCUCCUCAGCCUCCUGUGGUAGAGAAUUCCACAGAUUCACUAUACCUUGAGUGAGGAAAUCUUUCCUCAUCUUUAUCUUGAAUGAACUACUCCAUAUCCUCAGAUUAUGACACCUGGUUCUAUACUGUGCAGCCAGGUAAAACAUUCUCCCUGCAUCUAGUUUGUCCACCCCAAUUAGAAUUUUAUACAUUCAACCAGAUCCCCUUCAUCCUACAAAACUCUAAUCAAUACAGGCCUAGUUGAAUCAAUCUCUCUUCAUCGGACAGUACUGCUAUCGUCAGUAUUGGUCUGGUGAAUGUCUAUAUGGUGUAUUUUUUGUUUUUAGGUAGGGAGACCAAAGCUGCGUAUAAUACUUCAAGUCUGGUCUAACCGAGGUUGGGUACCACUAUACUAAGACAUCCCACUUCUGCACUCAUCCUUUUGCAAUGAAGGCCAAUAUACCAUUUCACUUUCCUUAUUGCUUGCUGCACCUGCUUGUUUCCUUAUGUUGAGUACAAGGACACCCAGAUUCCACUGUGCAUCCACAUUUCCCAAUUUAUCUAUAUUUAAUUAAUGCUCUGUCUUUCAGUUCUGCAUACCACAGUGUAUAACUUCAUGUUAACCAUGUUGUACUGCAUCGGCCGUGCAUUUGUCCACUUGCUCAACUUGUCAGAAUCAUUUUGAAGCCUCAUUACUUCGUACUCACAACUCUCAGUCCUACCCAGUUUUGUGUUUUCAGCAAACUUGGAAAUGUUGCAUUUCAGUCCCUCAUGCAAGUCAUUUUUAUAUAUGUCAUGAAUAGCUGGGGCCUAAGCACGGAACCUUGCAGUAUCUCACCUGUCAUGUCUGCCAUUCAGAAACUCAUUAUAUACUUUUCAUGUAUCUGAAUUUAUAAUUUUCUGUAAAUACAGAAUACACUCAUGGCAUUAUAUUAAAAGUUGGUAAUUAGGAUGAAAAAUACUGAAAAAAAUUAUAGUAAGAUCCUCGCCUCUCACCAAUGUUGUUUAUUUGUCGGAAAUCUUGUGUAUUUUUGUUUGCAACUUGACAAUUCAAAUACCAUCAAUUGAAAAUGUUCCUAUAAUUUCAGCAGUGCUGCUGUUACCAAUAUCGAUGGGUGUUCCUAGAAUCACUGCAAUGACAAAUACAUUCAUUCAAACUCCAUACAAACUGGAAUAAUUGUCAGACUGUCCUUUUUGUUGUUGUGCCUCUAACUACGAGUUACAUGUUGAAGCAAUGAGCCUAGGAAACCAUAAGUAAGAGUAUAUGGGAAAACCUGAGAGGCAAAUGGGGCAGAUAUGUGGUAAAUAAAGUUAAACAUAGACUGAAUACGAAGGGCUACAUUGAGCAAUCUUGUAAGCUGGAGACUAGAUGCCAUUAUUAACAUUGUUCAGGUAGGGGUCUGAGCUAAGGGAAAUAAUUAAAAUGGUAUACUUCUUAAUGCAACAGACAAACAGAGGGUUUCAGAGAUGUGAUACACAGAUACUUAAAAGUUGACUAAUAGGUUUAUAAAACCUCAACUACAAAUCAGAUUUUGGGCUUCAUGUGUAGAGGCAGGAAUGUAGAUGCUAAGAAAUACAUGAUAAACCUGUUUCACCUCUGCAACAUUUACCACCUUAGGCAAUGCCCUUCUUUGUUUGUAGCCCAGACAAAACUUGCUCAUUUAUUAGCUUGCACAUGACCUUCUGUAACUGUGUUGCGGGUUGUGUUGGAAUUGUUGGUCCAUAUGCUAAGAAUUACUUAUCUAUUGCUCUAGGUAGAAUUACUCUAUCUUAUGCAAAAGCCCAAUAAAUUUGUAUUUGAACUAUA
Messenger RNA from Rhincodon typus (whale shark), 5228 nucleotides. RefSeq names its product RNA-binding protein 43-like. The record is from RefSeq and is a predicted model, not a curated record. Bases 251 to 1657 code for a protein of 468 amino acids. The transcript is spliced from 4 exons. Lineage: Eukaryota; Metazoa; Chordata; Chondrichthyes; Orectolobiformes; Rhincodontidae.